Molecule: messenger RNA, 573 nt
Organism: Pseudomassariella vexata
Lineage: Eukaryota; Fungi; Ascomycota; Sordariomycetes; Amphisphaeriales; Pseudomassariaceae
Exons: 4
Coding region: 1-573 (190 amino acids)
Biological process (GO): transmembrane transport
Cellular component (GO): membrane
Molecular function (GO): transmembrane transporter activity
Source: RefSeq, a predicted model, not a curated record
AUGGCCUCGCUCUGCCAGUGCCCUAUUACAUGCCUGUGGUGUAUGUAUGCUGCAUGGUGCGUGCUACUUGUUAGUUUCAAUAAUCAAGCCGCUGAAUCUGUGAUCAGUAUUCCCGAAUACCGGAAAGUUUUCGGAAGUUUAGCCAUCAUUGGGUCCCUCGCUAUGAUGGAUUUUGUUGCCACAACAAACGCCUUGUUCUUUGGUGGAAAGUUCCUCAACGGUUUUGCCGUCGGAGCAAUUGCCUCGGUCACAGUCACUUAUAUCGACGAGGUCACUCCUCUCGCCCUCCGAGGUUUCUUCACCUGCCUCAACGCCCUUGCGUUUUGCCUUACUUCGCUCGUGGCCGUUUUGAUCACCAACGAGACGGAAAAUUUCCACACCAGAUGGGCAUACUGUGCUGUCUUCUGCGCCCGGUAUGGCUUCGCUGUUAUUGUCUGGUUCAUGCCAGACAAAAGACAGAAACGAAGACGCUCUAAAGCUCUAAAAGGUCUCAACAAACUCGGCCAACGCGGCACCGAAGCAACCUCCAAACUUGCACUCACCCAACGCACCCUCGAAGAAGCCAGACAUUAA